UGGUUUAUUUGUUACACCUGAAAAUAAUACGAUUGCAUAUGGACGUAAUGUAUCAAUUGUUUGCAGUCAACAAAAUCGACCAGCAAGCAGUUCGCUACUAUCAUCAUUCCGUCAAUGCAUUUAUGAUCCGCAAGAAAAUGGUCGAGAUUAUUGGUUAUCAGGACCAGAAAUUGAUUGUCCUUUGGUAGAUUGCGGUCCACCACCAUCACUCGCUGGUGCUAUUUAUGAAGGAGACGAUUAUUCUUACAAAGUAGGGUCGGCAUUUACAUUCAGUUGUAGACCACCGUAUAGUUUGAUCGGUAAAUCCAGUUAUGAUGAUCGAACUAUUCGAUGUAAUGUUGAUGGUAAUUGGGAUCUUGGAGAUUUGAGAUGUGAAGGACCUGUUUGCAUUGAUCCCGGAUUUCCGGAUGAUGGUCAAGUGCAAUUGGAUUCAGUGGAGGAAGGCGCACAAGCAAAAUUUAGUUGUAAUCGAGCUGGCUAUAAGCCAUUUCCAUCUGAUACAAUUAAUUGCACACUUGGAACAGCUUGUGUCUUAGCAGAAGAUGUUGGAAUUUCAUCCGGUUUCAUUCCGGAUGGUGCAUUUGCUGAUAAUUCUGAUUCGACCACUUGGGGUUAUGAACCUCAUAAGGCUCGAUUAUCAUCUACCGGUUGGUGUGGUUCUAAAGAUGCAUUUAUCUUUCUUUCCGUUGAUUUACAACGUAUCUACACGUUGACAACAUUACGUAUGGCUGGUGUUGCUGGUAGUGGUCAUUUACGUGGUCAUAUUACUAAAAUGCAAUUAUUCUAUAAAGUUCAAUAUAGCCAAAAUUAUGAUACAUAUCCAAUUGAAUUUGAAACACCAUCUGGAAAUCAUAAUUUAAUGCAUCAAUUUGAAUUAAAUCCACCAUUACGAGCACGUUAUAUCCUUCUUGGCGUUACGGAAUACGAACAGAAUCCUUGCAUCCGUUUUGACGUACAAGGAUGUUUAGCACCACUUUCAGUUGCUCAUGAA
Molecule: messenger RNA, 991 nt
Organism: Acanthocheilonema viteae
Lineage: Eukaryota; Metazoa; Nematoda; Chromadorea; Rhabditida; Onchocercidae
Source: the annotation of a GenBank genome assembly